GUGACUAUUCCGGUGGCCCGAAGGCACUCGGCAUGGAGUCCGGGGUCAUCCCCGACGAGGACAUCACCGCCUCCUCGUCUUACAACCAACAGAGUGUCGGACCUCAAAACGCGCGACUAAACCGGGAGCUGUCUUCGGGCGCGUGGUGUCCGUCCAGACAACUGACUGCACCCCUUUCGGGCACCGAAUGGAUUCAAGUGAACUUUCGGGACCAGUAUGUGGUCACCGGAAUCGCAAUUCAGGGCCGGUUUGGCAAUGGAGUGGGCGUUGAAUACGUGGAGGGCUUUUGGAUUGAAUAUUCACGCGAUAACGGAAGCACUUGGCAUAAGUGGACCGAUCAGAAUGGGGAUCAUAAACUUUCCGGAAAUACUGAUACAUAUACUGUGGUAACUCAUGAGUUAUCGCAUCCAUUGGUUGGCAUUAAUCUGAUCCGAAUCGUGCCCUUUGCCAGCCAUCAGAGGACUACUUGUCUUCGACUGGAAGUGUUUGGUUGCAAACAAAGAUACCUUCCGGUCAUGUAUUCAAUGCCAGACGGAUAUGAAAGCGAUAGGUUUGGAGAUUUGGUUGACAUGACAUAUGACGGCCGUCAGGACGCGCACAGGUAUCUGUCCGGAGGCGUCGGACAGUUGAUUGAUGGCAUCAAAGGUGACGACAACUAUAAGGUUAAUAAGGGAUACGAAUGGAUCGGAUGGAAGUCUGACGGCGAGCCCAACAGUUCCGUACAAAUCAUUUUCCAAUUCCCGAAGACUGAGAACUUCACGUCCGGUGUCUUUCAUUGCCAUAAUAUUUACUCGCAAGACAUGGAAGUGUUCUCUUCGGCCAAAGUGUGGUUCAGUUUUGACGGCAAGUAUUGGUCCAAAAAACCCGUAGAGUUCUCAUAUAUGGCCGACAAUGUGAUCGAGAAGGCCAGGGAUGUAGUCAUACAUCUUCAUCACAGAAUCGGACGGUUUGUUAAGUUUGAGCUAAAGUUUGCGAAGAAGUGGAUCCUUAUAAGCGAAGUGUCGUUCAAACUAACGAGAAUUGACAUUAAUUUUACCGAAAAUUACGCUCAUUUGGAUUAUGUGCCGCCCAUUACUCCCAUCACAACCGCCGCCAUAAAUAGCAACAGAUCUCUGAUCAGCGAAUCACUGGUUUUGAUCUCUUUUGGUGUCAUAUUUACCAUCAUUUUCACCGCUAGUAUUGUUUUGCUUCGUUUCCAUAUGAAGAGGAAGGAUAAGACGGGACAUAUGGGUCACGAAGUUUCCCAUUCAAUAAAGGAUUUGGCCACUUCUCCGCUGUAUUGCGAGCCGAAGGACUUCAGUCCAUCCCGUAGUUCAUCGCUCAAUGACCCGGAAUAUGCGGUCCCAGACGUAGCCCUCACUAACCCUAACAUUACGUAUAUAACAAACAAUCAAAAGGCAACCACACUAUCCAUACCGUCGGCAAAGAGUACACCGAAACACUUGAUUGAGAAUCCAUUCGUCGGACACCAGAAGUAUUACGCGUCCACUGAUAUCAUUAAAUCGCCGAAGACUUUGGGAAAUAAUAAUUGCGUUAAACGAAAGUUUGGUAACGAAGACACCAAUGGAUCGGCGUUUAAGUACAGCAAUGGUGUGAACGACUCGAUCAUUGAUCUGAAGUGCAUUCCGCAGAUCAGCGAAGAGGAGAUCCAAUUGAUUCGUUCGCCUUUUGGUGAAUCGAAAUUCGGCGAAAUAUCGAUCGGAAAAUAUAAAUACAAGAUUAGAUCCCAAUGUGAGGAACCGGUGGUCGACGAGACACUUGUCGUGUUGAAGGCGUUGAGGAACGAGAAGCUGAGGAAUGAAUCCCAAUGUGAGGAACCGGUGGUCGACGAGACACUUGUCGUGUUGAAGGCGUUGAGGAACGAGAAGCUGAGGAAUGAGUUUUACCACGAAAUGAAGUCUAAAUGGUUUAUAUCAGCCAAAAGCGAACGAAUCGCUAAACUCUUUGGCUUUGUCUCAACCGACAAUUGCAAAGCAAUGGUUCUGGAGGUCGGAGACUGUGAUCUCAAACACUUUGUUCAAAACUGUGAUACCAAUCAAAUCGGUUAUUCAACACUGAUAUACAUCGCCAGCGAAGUGGCGUCGGGUAUGAAAUACUUGGAAACGUUAGGCUAUGUUCACAAAGACAUAGCGGCCAGAAAUAUAAUGGUCUACACCACGAAUCUGGUCAUCAAAAUCGGCGAUUCCGGCUCUUAUGAUACGCUUAACCAAAGCGAUUACGUGAACGGUUUGGCCAUCCGGUGGACGAGUCCUGAGGCCCUCAUUCACGGCCAGUUCACUACCAAAUCCGAUGUCUAUUCGUUUGGUGUCAUGUUUUGGGAGAUCCUUACCUACUGUUCACUAAAGCCUUUCCAUAAUCUGGACGACCAGUCCUUCCUGAAGGCUGUCGUCGCUAUUUAUGAACAAAUUUCUAAUAUUGAGUGCACUUAUAAAGACAUUUAUUACCAUCCAUUCACUGAUGACAACAAUCAUCGCAUUCUGUCUCAGCCGAGACCCGAUGGCUGUCCCGAAGAGAUCUACGAUCUGAUGCUCGACUGCUGGCAAACCAGUGACAGCUCGCGGCCAACGUUUCGCGAGAUAUCGCUGUUUCUGAACCGCAAAACACUUGGUUUCCAGAAACCGAUCAUAAUUUAAAUGAACACUGAAUUGAAUUCAUUAAUACAAUGGCUCUCUAUUUGCUGUAAUAUUCAUAAUAAUAAUAAUGUAAAACAUCACACAUUUGGCUCAUUUGUAUCUCAAUUCCCAAUUGCCUUAUGAUUAUGACCACUGAAUUACAAGAAUCCCUUAUUCAGAGACAACGGUUCACAGAUCUGACUAUUAAUUAGAUUAGCAUUCAUUUGCAAAGUCAUAGAAUCGCGAACUAAAUAAACCAAACAAAUGAAUGAAUACUCUGUUAUAUUCAACAAAGUUUUUUCUCUUCAAUCAAAUCCAGAAUUUGUAAAUAUAUAUGAAUUUAAUGUAAAUAAUAAACUAUUGAAUGGAAAGACAAUCUAAUCUCUGCAGCAAAAAAAGUCUAUACAAAAGAUGUGUUGUUUUGCAC
Medioppia subpectinata is the source of this 3039-nucleotide messenger RNA. The record is from the annotation of a GenBank genome assembly. Lineage: Eukaryota; Metazoa; Arthropoda; Arachnida; Sarcoptiformes; Oppiidae.